Messenger RNA from Arabis nemorensis, 438 nucleotides. Lineage: Eukaryota; Viridiplantae; Streptophyta; Magnoliopsida; Brassicales; Brassicaceae. The record is from the annotation of a GenBank genome assembly.
AUGGAGAAAGAAAAAUGGACCGCAGGAGCUAGGUCUAAACCAAGACGCUCGCCGGUCAGAAUCCCAGAAUGUGACAACUCGGCGCUCAUAGUUGCUAACAAACUCACGCUCAUAGGGAGAGUCACUAACCCGGUCAUUCAAAAACCGAGAGCGGUGGUGGAGUUCUUAUCGCAACUGUGGAACAUGGAAAACAAGACUCACGGACGGGAUUUGGGUUCAGAAAAGUUCAUCUUUCGCUUUGAGGAGGAAGAAGAUUUACUCGCUGUUCUAAGGAAAGGACCUUACCACUACAAGAAGUGGAUGCUCAUCAUCCAACGCUGGGAACCUAUAGUUUCUGAAGCCUUUCCAGCCAUUAUCCCCUUCUGGAUAAAAAAUACAUGGUAUUCCUCUACACCAUUGCUCCGACCAAACUCUCCUUACAAUUGGGAUGGAACUUAG